AGGCUAGAGAUGUAUGGGAACGCCUGCUACAUUAGGACAUUAGCUAGCUACUAGCUAACUAGGGAGUUUUGUUUUGCUAGCUAGCUCAAUUUACCUUUCAAUGAAAAUGGAUACUUUAAUGCUGCAGGAACCGUCUUUGUACACUGUGAAAGCAGUCCUCAUUCUGGAUAAUGAUGGAGAACGACUCUACGCUAAAUACUAUGAUGAUACAUACCCUUCAGUCAAGGAACAGAAAGCUUUUGAGAAGAACAUCUUUAGCAAGACACACCGGACUGACAGUGAGAUUGCUUUGCUAGAGGGACUCACAGUUGUCUACAAGAGCAACAUUGAUCUCUUCUUCUAUGUCAUUGGAAGCUCACACGAAAAUGAGUUGAUGCUAAUGGCCGUUCUAAACUGUCUAUUUGACUCACUCAGCCAAAUGUUAAGGAAGAAUGUUGAGCGGAGGGCUCUACUGGAGAACAUGGAAGGUCUCUUCCUGGCUGUAGAUGAAAUAGUCGAUGGCGGGGUGAUUCUGGAGAGUGAUCCUCAGCAAGUGGUUCACCGCGUGGCUCUGAGGGGCGAAGAUGUGCCUUACUCCGAGCAGACUGUCACCCAGGUGCUGCAGUCAGCCAAAGAACAGAUCAAAUGGUCUCUGCUCCGGUAGGAUCUAUCAACGCCCUGUUCAGCUCCCCUCAUCGAAUGCUGUAGCAUCGUUAAGAACAGCUCCUCUCGGUGAUGUCAUCUCUUCCCCUGUACUGACUCCUCCCAUUCCUCCAACUCCUCCAAUCAGGGCUGAAGACCAACAAGGGAUAUCUGAGUUCUGUCGGUCUGAACCAAUCAUAUGUGUGUCUUUACUGUGUAAACUUCUUCUGAUAUGUUGUUAAGAAGCUAACUGGGAGGGAGAUAUUUGGAUGCUUUUGUGUUAAUACCGUAGGCAUCAUAGCUCUGUCUCAUUAUGGCAUCUGUGAGAGCAUUGGCAGCACAUUCUCCACCUUGAUAUGUGCUGUGUUUUCUGCUUCCCAAGUACAGUUUUGUUGUUUGAUCCCCCUUGUGGAAUUCCCACUUGAGCCAUGUGAUCUUUCCUGUACGGUUAACCUGCUGGAAGUCCCACCCAUGUUGAAACGUGUUGCAUCGUUUGUCGAGUCCUCUCUCCAUCUCUCGGUCUAGACAUUCCGUCGACAUAGUUUGUAUUUUCUUCCACAGACACGUUUACUCGACAUAUUCAUGCCUUCUGAUUGCUAUUCCAUGUUUUAACUAUAGUACAGGGAGUACAGACUCUGUGAAUAAUUCCUUUAUAAUUCUGUUAUAGACAUUUUGAUCAGGUCAGGCAACAUUGUUAUAAGUCACGUGUGUUCCUUCGUUAUCUUGGAUGAACUCAAGCAUUUAAAUCUUUUGAAUAAAAACAUUUAUGGACACCAGA
Esox lucius (northern pike) is the source of this 1399-nucleotide messenger RNA. RefSeq names its product COPI coat complex subunit zeta 1 (gene copz1). Gene Ontology annotation, cellular component: COPI vesicle coat. Bases 101 to 643 code for a protein of 180 amino acids. Gene Ontology annotation, biological process: intracellular protein transport; intra-Golgi vesicle-mediated transport; retrograde vesicle-mediated transport, Golgi to endoplasmic reticulum. Lineage: Eukaryota; Metazoa; Chordata; Actinopteri; Esociformes; Esocidae. The record is from RefSeq and is a predicted model, not a curated record. The transcript has 9 exons.